UCAAGGUCGACAAACUGACGCACAAUACGAGUGAAUUUUUGCUUGUCAAAGAUUUUUUUAAUAAGUUAUUAAGAAUCUGUACGAUUAUUUAGGUACUUUGUAUGACACUUAAAGUUUGCAGAUUAAUAAGUAGUGAAUCUUUAACAUGAUUAAAUUAUUUUCGUUGAAACAAGCAAAAAAAGAUGGUGAAUCACCAAAAGCAGGUAGUCAAAAAAAAGCUUCUGCUGCUCAGUUGAGGAUUACAAAAGAUAUUAAUGAAUUAAAUCUUCCAAGAACAUGUCUUACUGAUUUUCCUGAUCAAGAUGACUUGUUAAAUUUCAAAAUAAUAAUUUGCCCUGACGAAGGCUUUUACCGAGGUGGCAAUUUCACAUUUAGUUUUAAAGUUGGACCUAAUUACCCUCAUGAACCACCUAAAGUCAAAUGUGAAACUCAAGUUUAUCAUCCAAACAUUGAUCUCGAAGGCAACGUAUGUUUGAAUAUUUUAAGAGAGGAUUGGAAACCUGUACUCACUAUCAAUUCUAUUGUUUAUGGUUUACAAUAUCUAUUCUUGGAGCCAAACCCAGAAGAUCCAUUAAAUAAAGAAGCUGCAGAAGUUUUACAAAAUAAUAGACGAGCUUUCGAGCAAAAUGUUAUAAAAGCCAUGAGAGGUGGAUACGUUGGAUCAUUUUAUUUUGAACGGUGUCUCAAGUGAUAUAUUGUUAAAUUGCAGAAUUUGUCACGCAAUCUCACAGAAAGUCGCUUUUGAAAAAUGAAUAAAUCCUAACUACAACGGGAACAUAAACAAUGACAAUUUAUCUUUAUUGUUUGUGUACAUUUCAAAAGCUUUCAUCAUUAUUUGUAAAAAAAUUAAAAAAAAAACAAAAAGAUGAGUAAAAAAAUUUCGAUUCUAUACGACAUUUAGUUACAUAAUUUAGGCUGCUUUUGUCACAUAACAAAUUAAUAACUUCUAUUUAUAAUUUAUAGAUAUAAAUAAUGAUGAAUUGUGGCCAAGCAAUUAAUUAAAGCAUAAUUUAAAGAAUGUCGGAUAGUUUCGCAAAUUUAUCACACUCGAAUAAUAUAAACUUCAAUUUAAAGCACUUUCAAGUAUAUAUGUUCUGGAUUUAAUACCGUGGAGAUUGAUAAUGAUGUAUAAAUAAUAAUAAAACUAGGUAUCGGAUUAAAAUAUAAUUUAAGAAGGACGAAAAUAUUAUUACCAAGUGUGAUAGCGAAAAAUAUUAUUCAUUGCUAUGACUUAUCUAUCAUCAAAAAAAAUCGUGAUAAUGAUAAUCAUAAUCAGCGCUUGGAUAUUUUUAAUUUUUUUUAAACGUUCAAGAUCUCCACUCGUACCUUCGAAUUACGAACCGAGGAAUGUAUGAAAAAUUUUAAAAUUGAUUAAAAGAAUAAAAUUCUAAUGAUAAA
Molecule: messenger RNA, 1398 nt
Organism: Chelonus insularis
Lineage: Eukaryota; Metazoa; Arthropoda; Insecta; Hymenoptera; Braconidae
Gene: UbcE2M
Product: NEDD8-conjugating enzyme UbcE2M
Exons: 4
Coding region: 146-691 (181 amino acids)
Source: RefSeq, a predicted model, not a curated record